CUGGCGACAUCCGUAGCUCCGCCCACACAAGCCUUUAGACACAAACAGUGGCACGUCACCGUAUUGUUCUGAGUGAAGCUCCUUUAAACCUCACAACAUGGACGACGACGUGUUAACCACCUUAAAGAUAUUAAUCAUCGGAGAGAGCGGUGUCGGAAAAUCUAGUUUGCUCCUGAGGUUUACAGACGACACGUUCGACCCAGAAUUAGCCGCAACAAUCGGUGUGGAUUUUAAAGUGAAAACCAUAGCAGUGGACGGUAACAGAGCCAAGCUCGCUAUAUGGGACACAGCCGGACAGGAAAGGUUCAGAACUCUGACGCCCAGCUACUACAGAGGAGCACAGGGGGUAAUAUUAGUGUACGACGUGACGAAGCGGGACUCGUUCACCAAGCUGGAGAAUUGGCUCAGUGAAUUGGAGACGUACUGCACACGCAACGACCUGGUGAAAAUGCUCGUGGGAAACAAAAUCGACAAGGACAACCGGGAGGUGGACAGGAACGAGGGUCUGAAGUUUGCUCGUAAACACUCCAUGCUCUUCAUCGAGGCGAGCGCUAAGACCAAGGAUGGCGUCCAGUGUGCCUUCGAGGAGCUGGUGGAGAAGAUCCUACAGACUCCGGGCCUGUGGGAGAGCAGCGUCCAGAAUCAGGGCGUUCAGCUCGGUGAGCAGCAGCAGCACAACUACGGCGCCUGCGGCGGAUACUGCGCCCUCAUCUAACCUCGACAGUUCCACCGGACUGAGACACGAGAUCACGGGAUGAAAAAAAAAAAAGACUAUUUCCUGCUCCCGAGCGAGAGGCGAAGGCCGUCAGGGCGGCCGAAGGACGUCGGCUCACUACGUUUGUCCUUCCACUUCGAUUUCUGUAUGGUAUUUUAUCUAACUUAUCAUAGAGCUGCGAUAAAUUACUGUUUGCUGUCACUGUCACCUACACCGAAGCUGAAGGAUUGACGCUCAAAUCAUUCUCUCUCUCUCUCUCUCUCUCUCUCUCUCUCUCUCUCUCUCUCUCUCUCUCUCUCUGGGGCCAUGACACAGUCUCUCCUCCUCCCUCCAGAGGUAAACUAUCCUCAUGCUUCAUCCCCGUGUCUGUUUGCUUGAGCUAAUACAAUAUAUUUUUUACCUUCUGUAACAGUUUCAGGUGUCGUGGUGGUUCCUGCUUGAACCAGACACCCUGCUGUUUGCUGGUGUUGUGAUCUUUCUCUUCGCUUCGCUCCUCACAGCAUUUCUAGUGAAUUAUUCAUGUUAAAAUUAUAAGGAAUGCUUUUUUUUUUAAUUCCUGAAGUGUAAUAACUUUAUUUUCAUUCACGGACCACCGAUGUGUGAUUUCAACAAGUAGCAUGUGAGGACCGAGUGUCCUGCCGUCCUGAUGUCACAACAAAGAUUUUACUUUCCUCUCUCUCUGGAUGUCUGUCUCGCUCUCUCUCUCUCUCUCUCUCUGUGUGUGUGUCUCUCUCUCUCACUCUGUCUCUCUCUCUCUCUGUCUGUCUCUCUCUCUCUUUCUCUGUCUGUCUCUUUCUCUCUCUCUCUCUCUCUCUCUCUCUCUCUCUCUCUCUCUCUCUCUCUCUCUCUCUCUCUCCUUUUUAAUGAGUCAUCAUGUUUUAGACAUGGUUUUGGUUUGGUGUUAAACAAGACCGUCACCGUUAGCGUAUCGUGAUACUAAAUCAUUAGAACCGGGUUUUCCUCCAGUCGUUCAUGUCCCGAUGAAUUUCAGUGGCACCGUUCCUCAUCCGCGGAGAGAUAAAAGGAUAGCGUCAGUCGUCACCGGGGUGGAACCGUAACUCCGGGACUCUCACCUCCACGAAGAGCCGUCAGAAAGUGAACCCUGUCCCUUAAACACUAUCUCUUUAAUCCCAGAGAGUCUGUCUGAGAGCGCAGAUUCAAGUCCAUCUCAUUUACAGCAGGCAUUAGUACUUUCUCUUCGUCCUCGGUUUCAACCUGACCGCUGGGAUCCAAUUUUAAAGCGGCCGUAUGUAACACCGAUGCUACGUUACUGUGUAAAGAACCCUGAAUUAGAUUAGAUGAAGUUUAAAACAGGAUUCUGGGACUUUUAAUAGGUUAAUAAAACCACCUGGUAUUAAUCUGACCUGAGUUUAGGACUUAAAGGAAUAAAAUAAACAGUCUGAUCUGCCGUGUCGCAUCAUUUAAUACUGACACCUUGUAUAUUCAUCUCUGGCUUAUUAUUAUUAUUAUUAUUAUUAUUAUUUUGGGCUCUUUGGAUGUUGAUCCUAAACGUAUCUCACAUUUCUGGAAACAGAUGAAGAAAUCUAAUCUAUCGGUCUGACUGAGUCCAGCACGUCUCCUGUAAUCGGAUUGGAAACGUGUCACUCCGAACAUCAGUACUGUUCUCUUUUGCAAUAAAAUGUCACUUCUAACCAAA
Tachysurus fulvidraco (yellow catfish) is the source of this 2372-nucleotide messenger RNA. RefSeq names its product RAB18B, member RAS oncogene family (gene rab18b). Bases 98 to 715 code for a protein of 205 amino acids. The transcript has 7 exons. NCBI's taxonomy places the organism in Eukaryota, Metazoa, Chordata, Actinopteri, Siluriformes, Bagridae. Gene Ontology annotation, molecular function: GTPase activity; GTP binding. The record is from RefSeq and is a predicted model, not a curated record.